AUGCAGGUAACAAUUCCAUUGAUGAAAUUUAUUGCCGACAUGGUGCGGAAAAAUUCCAAGGGAUUGACUUUUUGUUCAUCAUCUCUUAAUGGCCCGAUACUUUUUCGAGAAGCCAGCAAGGUGAUUGUAGCUUAUGGAUCAAAUAUUGUCUCUUGCCCACCAAUUCGGAUAUUCAAUCUUAAGAAUGCAUUCCUUCGGUCGCCUACUAAAGAAGUUGACUUCCUAGCACUACUCGACUAA
Messenger RNA from Dovyalis caffra, 240 nucleotides. NCBI's taxonomy places the organism in Eukaryota, Viridiplantae, Streptophyta, Magnoliopsida, Malpighiales, Salicaceae. The record is from the annotation of a GenBank genome assembly.